AUGACUCAUAUAACUGUUUUGACUAAAAAAUGUACGAAUACAGAAUCUUAUGAUGAAAAUAUUGUUCAAUUAGAAUUGGAAAUCGAUGAGUGUCAUAAAAAAUGUGAAAAAAAAACCGAAACUGCAGACAAAAUUCAAUCACAAUUAUUAUCAAAUGUAGAACAACCUGAAGCCAUAUUACCGAAAAAAACGAAUGCACAAGAAAGAAAUGGAGAGCAGAUACACAAGGAAUUAUCUGUUAAAACAGGCGUAUCUUCUCAGGACCAACAUGAUUUCCAAAUUUCAUCUGAUACUAUGGGAAAUGGAAAUCAUGCAUAUGCAUUACCAGAUAAUAGUGUGUGUAAUAAGAUUGAGCACGCAGAGUCAUCAACACAACAUUUAUCCUUCUCAUGUCAUACACCAAAUAGUUUAUUGCAUACAAAAGCAACUUUUUCAUCUGUGGAAAGUGGCAACGAAAGUGAAAUUGGUUUAACUGAUAUUCCUGAAAAAAAUCUUUCAGAAAUGCACCCUCCUCAAAAAGAACCACGUGAGAAUACAGAUACAAGUAGUAUAUCUGAAAAUGUUAUGCACGCUGUGAAUGAAUCUUAUAAUGAUAAAACACUUCAUGAAGUUGAAAUGAGUAAUGAACAAUCCGUCCAUGUAAUUCCAAGUACUCCUUCUCUUAAUAAUAAGGAAUCUCUUUGUUCCAAUGUUAUAUGCCUCAUGUUCCUUCCACUGAAAGUACUAGAACAUAUACUUUUAGCAAUGCACAUAUUAACCCAGAUUGAUGAAAAUACUAUUAAGAACCCACAGUCUAUACAAAAUAAAAUAGGUAUGACAGCAGGCAACGGCAAGGUGAAUAAGAUGAGCCAGAUCCAUACGGCGAAUAGUGAAACUCAUCCAAAUAAAGAACAGUCAGGUAAAGAUGAUCAUGUUCAUGUAGUUAUUUUACAUCCCAGCUAUGAACUAUCGAAACAAAAUUAG
This is a messenger RNA of Plasmodium gonderi, 963 nucleotides long. RefSeq names its product variable surface protein. Lineage: Eukaryota; Apicomplexa; Aconoidasida; Haemosporida; Plasmodiidae. The transcript has 3 exons. The coding region runs from base 1 to 963 and encodes 320 amino acids. The record is from RefSeq and is a predicted model, not a curated record.